CACAGCAGAAUUAAAGAUAUCUAUUCAAAUGAGACAUCUGAUACCCCGAGAGGGAAAGAGAAGAAUUCAAGUGAAUUUAGGGACAAGGAAAAAUGGCGAGAAAUGCCUGUCAUGGAUGGAAAGGUGGAUAAGAGGCAUGACAGUGAUUUUGACUCAAAUAUGCUUGAACAGUUCAGAGGAAAUGCAAGGAAAAAUAUAAAAGGACAUAGGAAAUCUUACAGUAGAUCUUCAAGGAAAAUCUUUGAUAACAGUUACCAAAAGCACCAUGAGAAGGUGGCUUCUAAUCUAGCUCUUGAUGAAGUUGCUGUCCGAGCGAUUGUUUCCAUUCUAAAUGGACAUAUAAAACGUUUUAUAAAAGACGAGGACUUCCGGACUACAUUGCGUCACACUUGUUUCUAUUCGUUGAAUUUCAUUGAGCCAGAAGACGAGAACAGUUCUGAGGCCGAAGCAGUAAGAAGUCUUGAACAAGGAAUUGAGACAGUUGAACGAGUCGUUGACGAAUCUUUACCUUCAAAAGAAUUGAAAAGGGCUUCUUUGCAGCUAGGUUUUGUUACAGGUUUGAGUUUAAAUGAUUUGAAACAUGGAUUUACAUGUGGGGUUCCGAAUUAUAAGUUGUCAUCUUCUGCUCAUCUUUACCUUAGUGCAUUAUAUAAGAUUCAGAGAAAAGAUAAGGCGUCAGCAAGGCAUCUUUUGCAAGUGUUUUGCGAUUCACCUUUCCAGACACGGACAACAUUGCUGCCCGAACUGUGGGAGGAUCUGUUUUCUCCACAUUUUUUUCAGCUGAAAGCAUGGUACGCUAAGGAAGUUGUCAUUCUAGCCAACAAAUCAAGCAGAGCAAGAAAACGAAAUCUUCUUGAAAAAGUCUAUAAGGAGCAUUUGGAUUCUGGAACUUACAUGUUUGCUGUAUACUACAAAAAUUGGCUCACUGAAGGAGCUGAACCUCCAAUAGUUCCUUCUAUCGAUAUUCCAUCAAUCUCUGUCUUGGAAAGCCGGCAGAAAAGUUCACUAGGUCAUUCGUCAGAGCUUUCUAUUCCUAUUGAUUCAUCCUCACCUCAACCAACAGUCAGCAAAAGACUUUAUCAUUCUGUCUUUGGUAGGUUGAGUAAACCGGGAAUUGAUGACCAUGAAGAUAGUGAGGGGGAUAAUGACAUUGGCACUUGCAUCAGAGGUUGUUACGGUUCAGCUGCCAUCGAGCAAACAUCUACACAUAUACCAGAAAUAGUGAAAUUUACUGAUCAAGAUGUUAAAGAAGACUCCUUCGAGAAUGUGCCACUUGUUUCAUUGCAUCCUCCAAUCAAGACAGGCUCUUCUCUUGAAGGAUUGUCUUUUCCAACCGUUCCACAAGAAUUUCUUUGUCCCCUUACUGGAAAAUUAUUGGAGGAACCAGUCACUAUAGAGACUGGGCAAACCUUUGAACACGCAGCCCUCAAGUCAUGGUUCAGAGAGGGACACAGAAUAUGUCCUGUAACAGGAGUUACUUUAGAUUUUGUGGCCAUGCCCCUAACUAACAUUGUCUUGAAGAGACUGAUUCAUAAUUGGAAAUCAGAACAAUUAAGCGAGCUCUUGGAUUCCGCUUCUCCAAUCUCAAAAAAUUCAAGAGAGUCAAAGCUGAAAGAUAGGGAUGAGAUUAUUACUUCCAAAUUAGAGAGUCUUUUCACUGUGUUAAAUGAAGAGGACAAAGUCACUUAUGCCAAGCAUCUCAUUUCCUUUGGGGUUUUAGAAUUUCUGCUUCGGAGGUUUGAAUUGGGAAAUUUGGAAGAGAAAACACAUGUGGCGGCACUCUUGCUAAAUCUCAUUGGAGGAGACUCUUGUUGCAUGUAUCAGAUAGCGAGAGAUAUUAAUAAAAGGUUUCUUCUUGAUCUUCUUCACCACAAGGAGUUUACUUCAAGAACUAGCGCAAUAUUAUUGCUUACCAAACUCGUAGCAUUAAAAAGAAGAAAGGAUGUCACUUCAUUCUUAAAUAGACUGAAGGGUGAGGAUAUAUCCACUACAAUGCAUGUUCUGCUCAUGUACCUUAAGGAUUCUCCGCUGCAUCUCAAACCUGAAACUGCUGUUCUUUUGUUGCACUUUGAUCUGCUGGUCGAGUCUCAAAAUUAUGGCUCAUACAGAGAGCAGGCUGUGACUUCCAUUUCAGAGGCUCUCCAUGCCAGCUUAAAUGAAGAGAAAGUCCAAGAAAAUUGUUGUAGAGCACUUUUUAUCUUGGCUGGGCAUUUUUCUUCCACUGGGAAGGUACUGACCAAGAGUUGCAUUCUAAAAGAAGCGGGAUAUGUAAUCAAUGGUUCAGAAGUUGACACUUCUGAUCACGAGGAAGAGGAUUUAUCAUGGGAUGGAGCCAUUUCUUUUGAAAAGGAAGAAGAACGGAGCAAAGAAUGGUUGGUGAACUUGUUAGAAUCAAUGAUCGGUGAUGGAGAGAGUCCAUUUUUGAAUUCUAUCUCUAAAUGUUUAGACUCUAGACAUCCAGAUUUGGUCAACAUGUGUUUGGUAACUGUCUCUUGGUUGAGCUCCUCGCUUUCUACGCAAUAUGACUCUGGAUUACAACUCUCUGCCUUCUUAGCCGUCAUUUCUGAGAUAGUAGAAGUCCUGGAAAAUGGGGAACUUGAACUGAGGAUUCUUGCUUCAUUGUGCUUGCUUAACUUCAGCAAAAUACCAGAAUGCAGAACACUUUUGACGACUAUGGCAGAAGAUAUUAAUGGUCCUCUUCUUAAACUACUUGAUGUGACGUGGACUGCAAAGCAGCUGCACGCGAUUAUUUCUGGCGUGGAUUUGUAACGCUGCUGGGAAAUGCAAUUGCAUGCUACUU
Molecule: messenger RNA, 2800 nt
Organism: Neltuma alba
Lineage: Eukaryota; Viridiplantae; Streptophyta; Magnoliopsida; Fabales; Fabaceae
Exons: 7
Coding region: 103-2769 (888 amino acids)
Biological process (GO): protein ubiquitination
Molecular function (GO): ubiquitin-protein transferase activity
Source: RefSeq, a predicted model, not a curated record